This is a messenger RNA of Nerophis lumbriciformis (worm pipefish), 771 nucleotides long. Lineage: Eukaryota; Metazoa; Chordata; Actinopteri; Syngnathiformes; Syngnathidae. The record is from RefSeq and is a predicted model, not a curated record.
AUGAAUGCACCCGCAGAAUCUCUGCUCAAAUACGAUCGGCCCAUUUUAAUCCCCAGAAGUGCAGAUAAAAAAUCAACCAAGAGAAAUGCUAAAUUAAUCCAGAAACCGAAACCUGAACAGUCUGCGGAAUCCUCGCUACGUUCUCGGAAAUCCAUAACAUCCACUCUCGAGGAAAUCAAGCAGAAAAAUGAGAACAUUCUCAACGUCAUCUUUCCGCCCAGGAAAUGGGAGCAAGCCAACAAAGAGUGGGUGCAGAAGGUAUGCGGUGAAGCAUCCACCCGCUUGGAUGUGGUCAGCGUAGAGGAAGAACUGGACAAAAAGCUCCUGCAAACGCGUGCCAUGGAGACUGGAAUCUGCCCGUUGCGAAGGCAGUUAUAUACAGAAUGUUUUGAUGAGCUGAUCAGACAGGUGGUCCUCAAUUGUCCCGAGAGGGGUCUCUUGUUACUGCGGGUAAGAGACGAGAUCCGAAUGACCAUCGCCGCUUAUCAGACGUUCUACGAGAGCAGUAUGGUUUUCGGUGUGAGGAAAGCGCUGCAUGAUGAACAGGACAAAAUGGCGCUGAAGGACAAAAUUGCUGAUUUGGAGCAUUUAAAUGUGGAGCUGAGACAGAAAUUGGAUCGGCAGAAAAAGAAAUAUGAAGAAGUGGUCAAACUUGCGGUUGAAAAAAUGGAGGCGCAGGAAAAGAAGUGCACUGAGGAAAUUCUCAGCCUCAGGAAAAGCAACCAGCAGCUCAAGGUCCAACUAGAGGGGGCCUACACGACAAAGAAAUGA